This is a messenger RNA of Durusdinium trenchii, 1222 nucleotides long. The record is from the annotation of a GenBank genome assembly. NCBI's taxonomy places the organism in Eukaryota, Dinophyceae, Suessiales, Symbiodiniaceae.
GUUGUUUCUGUUUGAGAUCAUUCUGAAGAAAAGUAGGCUUGAGCCUCGCUUUCGUGAGCACACAUGGGGGGAGCAUUUACGGAUCCCCUUGUGGCACAAACUGCGAAGCCAGGCUUGAGCCCAAGAACGGCCUUGUCUGAAAACUUGGCAUUAUGUCUAAACCUUAUCACAGCCACUUUGGGCUGCGGCAUUCUCAGCUUGCCAUGGGCAACAGCUGGGGCAUCUCUCAUAUCGGCCAUUUUGCUGACGCUGGUGAUUCUCGCUGUGAAUGGAGCGACCAAUAUGGUAUUGGUUUAUGCAGCAGAGAAGCAUCACACCUUCGAUUUGGGAGCUUUGCUUGGAUGCCUUCCAGCCCAAGGAAAAGUGGCGAAAGCAUUCUGCGAAAUGACAAUCUGGCUUACUGUUUUCAUGUGUUUGGUGGGAUAUUUGAUCGUAGUAGCAGACAGCAGCGAACUUUUGCUGCCUGAGUUGCCUCGCGCUUUCAGAGUAUUCAUGAGUGCAGGCGUCAUUUUGCCACUAUGCUUCCUAGAUCAAAAGCAUUUGGCCUUUUCAUCAACACUAAGCAUUGCUGCCAAUAUCUAUGUUUGCGUUCUUUUGGCGACGCUGUGCUUUUCUGGCUGGCGCAAGCCGUCCGAAGAUGAGGCGGAGCAAGAUUUCUGUUUGCUAGGCUAUGGGGAGGGCACUGUGACAAUGGUUAGUGCACUUAUGCAAGCAGCAGUUGUGCAAAUGUGCAUCCUUCCAAUGUAUGAAGAAAUGGUUGGCCGCAGCCCAGAGCGCUUCGCAGUGUGCUUGACCUUCAGCUUCAGUUUUGUCGCACUGCUGUUUGCAACUUUCUCUGCAGUCGCUUAUUUUGUUCUUGGACCAACCGUCUCUUCAAAUGUUCUUCUUGACCUGCCUGCUGGGAUCUUCGAUAAUUUGGCCCGUGUUGCUAUGGCCAUUGCAGUGAUUGGUGUGUAUCCCAUUUUGCUGUCUUCAAUGGUUGCGCCGAUCAAGCACCGCAAUGAUGAAGGAUCAAGCAGGUCCUCUCAGCCAUCAGUUAAAGACCGGGAGCAAGGCUGGCCGCUUUGGGCAUAGUUGCCUGUAGUGGGGCUGUGGCCUCAUUAACCUCCAACCUUGGACAGGUCAAUGUCGUCAGCGGUGCCUUUCAAGUUUUUGUGUCGUAGUGCGCUGGCGAAGGUGUUCACAUGACUCUACAUGAGAGUUGCUUAGGACUACUUUGAGG